GGUAAGGCGGGGUGCUUGUCCGUGUAGCCGAAAGUGGCGACUCGCGCAGUUGAAUCUCCUUUGCAUACUUGCGCAUAAGAGAAGCGGGCAACGAGCUACACGGUUCAUACUUGUGCUCGCGAUGGGCUGCUCGCGCGGAUGGGUGGUCGUCGCGGCAGCCUCCAUUAUCAAUGUAUUCACUCUUGCCGUGAUGCGGUCAGGUGCUAUCAUUUACGUUGGGAUUGCGAGCACAUUCGGAGUGUCCCGGGAAGAUGCCGCCUGGCCGGUAUGCCUGGCUACCGUUUUCAACUUGGCGGCAGGUCCUAUCUCGGGAAUUCUUGCUCAGCACUUUCAGAUAUCGACACUCCUGGUUGUAGGCUGCUUUCUUGCUUCCCUUCCGGUGUGUGCCAGCUACUUCGCCAACGGGGUGCCCUUCCUCAUUUUAACCCUGGGAGUCUUGCAUGGGUGCGGUUUGUCCCUGCUAACGUUGGGCUAUGCCGCCGUCAACCAGAGCGUCACCAAAAACAAGGCGCUCGCAUCGGGCAUCACCAUUGGAGGCUCCGUGGUCGGCGGCAUUAUCUUCCCGCCCGUCAUACAGUUCCUUUUCGACAAGUACGGCACAAAAGGUGGUCUCCUCGUCUUCGGUGCCAUCAUGCUGAACUCUACGGCGGCAGCACUCUUCACGAGGACGUCUUGGCGAGGAAACGCCAUACCACAGGACUUGGAAAAAAGCGCGCAAAACUCCACAACAACAUGCCUCUCGGAGAUCGCGAACAGAUGCAUUUAUGAGGCCAACGGUGAUGCCCGAGGACUGGCAGAUAACGUGCGUAACUGCUGUGAUAACCACUCGUUGAGCCCCUGCAACGGGACAGUAGGCCUCGACACGCCUCUCAAUGACAGUGCAUGCAAAAAGAUAUCUGCGUGCGGAAGAGCUGUGGUUGCCGCGGAUGGGCCUCUAAGCGCCAAGACUCAGCAACCUCCACAGACCACUCUAGCAAAGUGGCUCUCUUUCUUGAAGAAUCCGAGGUUCUACGUCAUCGCCUAUACUUUGGGUCAGAUCUGGUACUUAAACACCACGCUUCUCACGGUAGUAGUGGACGCUGCGAUGGAGCGUGGCAUACCCAAGUGGGACGCCGUCUCGCUGGUCACGUUCAUAACGGCCCCCGAUCUCGUGUCCAGAUUUUUGUCGGGGCCCAUAACCGACAAAGGUCUUCUGAGGAAGAGCUCCAUGAUGGUCCUGAGCCUAACAACGAACGGCAUCGCGCAUCUGCUUAUGACGCUCUUCACGUCCUACCCUGCGCUGGCGGCGCUCUCGGCGGUCUCCGGGUCGUGCAACGGAGUGGCUGUGACGCACAUUUUCGUGCUUUGCGGGGAGCUCGUCGAUCCGGUAACCUUCGGCCUGUGCAUGGGCGCUGCCAAUUUCGUGGCUGCGUUUGCGCUGCUCGAGAGGCCACUCAUGAUCGGAUAUUGCAAGGACAAGCUCGGAAGCUACGACGGCCUGUUUUAUUUCAGUGCUGGCGUAGCCUGGAGCUGCGCAAUUCCUCUGGCUCAUCGCAUACUUCCACGAGAGUCGAACCUCGAAGAAAAAAUUGCUGAGGGAAGCAACCGUGGCAAAAUGGUGAUACUAUUUCGAGAAGAUAACAAUGUGGCAAACACAGCAGAGCUUCUUCUUUAUUAGAUGUGACGCCUGAGAAGUCUAGCGACAUUGAGGGCAGGCCAUCUAGAAAGGCUUACUCAGAAAACCUACAAUGAAGCUAUUGAAAUUGCAUAAUAGUGUCAACAGUCUUUAGCAAAAUGUCCUUACACUAACAGAUCACGUCCGUGAGUCAUGAUGAAAUUGUAGAAAACUUAAGAUAAAGGUUGUAAGACUACACGAACAACAUAACAACAAAAGCACAAACAGGUGAUGGCAGCAUAUAGAAAUCAUAGAAGGGCUUAAAAAACAACUCUUCACGAAAAAUCUAUGAAAUUGUUGUCUACGAGAAACAACCCGUAGAGUUUCCAGAGCUAAUCUCUGCUUGUCGACGCUAUACCAGGGUUCAAGCACUUUUUUGCAUUAAAAAAGUACGUCCAUCUAAAGCAUUUCAAUAACUGUGAUAGAUCUCCUGCUGGUCCUGCUGUGGGUACUCAAUCAGAGCGUCCUCAUUAGAACUUGCAGUUUUCCUGUUGUGCGGGUGCUCAGAUGACGUAGUCCUUCUUUUACGAUGCGAAUGUCCACCAAUAUUGGUCCAGGAUGUGCUGUCUUCCCGACAUAUCGAAGGAAAACAGCACCCGUAUCGAGAAAACUGUGACACCUUAUCACCUCUAAAGCCUACAGGGAGAAAUACGAACGCACUGAUUUAUUGCAAUAUUCAGUUCGACAUUCCAAACGCUACAGUGAGGCUGCCAGCAAAGCCGUUGGGGAGGGCUUCUAAAUAAUUUCAACUACUGGAAAUGAGACAACCACUGAGCUGCACCAUCUCAAGUCCAGCGUUGUACGGCUAUCACAGAAAAGGUGCCAAUCAUAAAAGUACAAAAUGAAAAACUGUGUAACAAGAAACUUUAGUUAAAUUCACUACAAGGCACCCUUGGCAGAAAAACGUAUGUUUGGUGGAAACGUCAUUGUCGAGAGACAUCCCAAAGGGUGAACUAUGGUCGGCCGCGAGCCCACGCGUGCAUGCCGACUACCUUCGUGGGUGCGAAGGGUGCCAUAUUUGGUAGAGAUUAUGAAACGUAAAUUGAAAGGUUUACGAUCCGCGGUAAGGGCGAAGUACUGCAGCGCGCAAUGUUAAGGAAUAGGAAAAGAGUGGUCUGAAUUAGACAGCAAGCGGAGCUAGCCAAUAUGCCACUUUGAGAUCAAGAGGACAAAAUGGAGCUCGACAGGUCAUGUAACACGUGGGCGGAUAACCAGCGGUAUAUUAUAGUUACAGAAUGGGCGCCUGGAGAAUAGAAGCGCAGUCGUGGACGUGAGACAACUAGGUGAUGUGAUACUGCUGCUACUUUGAUGGCAUACUGCUGCUACUUCUUCAACCAACUAGCCCAACUUGGGGCACUACUGCUUAUGAUAAUAACUAUAAUGAUGAUG
This is a messenger RNA of Dermacentor silvarum, 3043 nucleotides long. RefSeq names its product monocarboxylate transporter 12-like. The record is from RefSeq and is a predicted model, not a curated record. The coding region runs from base 122 to 1657 and encodes 511 amino acids. Gene Ontology annotation, biological process: transmembrane transport. Gene Ontology annotation, molecular function: monocarboxylic acid transmembrane transporter activity. The transcript has 4 exons. NCBI's taxonomy places the organism in Eukaryota, Metazoa, Arthropoda, Arachnida, Ixodida, Ixodidae.